Danio rerio (zebrafish) is the source of this 933-nucleotide messenger RNA. It is a transcript of the gene sumo2b, whose product is annotated as small ubiquitin like modifier 2b. The record is from RefSeq and is marked validated. NCBI's taxonomy places the organism in Eukaryota, Metazoa, Chordata, Actinopteri, Cypriniformes, Danionidae. Gene Ontology annotation, cellular component: nucleus.
UCGUGAUCGCGCACGCCGCGCCUGUUUUUAAUCGGGCGCGCGGACGUGCGCGUCCCCGCGGAGUCUUUGUGUGGCGGCGUAGAGAAGCGCAAAUACAAUAACCAUGGCCGACGAGAAACCCAAGGAGGGUGUAAAGACAGAAAACAACGACCACAUCAACCUGAAGGUGGCGGGUCAGGACGGCUCGGUGGUCCAGUUUAAAAUCAAGAGACACACACCGCUCAGCAAACUCAUGAAGGCCUACUGCGAGAGACAGGGACUGACAAUGAGGCAAAUUCGAUUCCGGUUUGACGGACAGCCUAUUAACGAGACAGACACGCCCGCACAGUUGGAGAUGGAGGAUGAAGACACAAUUGACGUUUUCCAGCAGCAGACAGGAGGACACCGAAUCUGAAUAACUCUCCACCGACAUCUCUCUCUCUCUCUCUGCUCAUCUGUACCUGCUGUUGUAUAGUGUUUUCACCAUUUCAUGUUCACCAUGUUCCUCUUUGGUUUUGUACAUAAAGGGUUCCUGCUCCAGGACUAUCACAGCCAGAUCAUGUGAGAAAGCCAGCCGUGUGUGUUUUUGAGUUCAGGGUUUGUUCUGCUUCAGAUACGAGCACACACACACACACACACACACACACACACACACACACACACACACACACUGGCCUUUUUUUUUUUUGCCAAGUUGAAAUUGUGGAUAAAUAAAUGCAUAGAUGCUCUGCUCUGUUACUUCUCAAGCAGACACAAAAGCUGCGGGUUUCCAUUCAGACUAAUUGGUUUUAUUUUUGUUUUACCGUAGUGGUCAUGUAUAGUGAGGCACUUGUGUUCAACAUGUUUCUACUCCAGUGGUUAAUCGAGGGAAUUCAUGUUUCAGACAAGUCCCAGCCAUCCGUCUGUAUUGUCCAAUAAUCUCUUGUUAAAAUAAAAUAUUCUCUUUUUAUCAAA